AUGUCGCCCAACUACGCUUACCAAUUUCCAAUUGAAAUAUUCUCUCUAAACAACAUUCAGAUGGCCAUUCUGAUAUUAGGACUAAUGGAGUUCAUCUUGCUAAACUUGGUAAUCGACACGAAAAAAAUUUACAACUUCCUAGGAUUUCACUCCUCCGCCCGAUCUCAACUGAUGACAGCUGAUGAUUCUAAGACCAAAAGCAUGGAUUUCACACCAUCCACCGGGAAGGAAAAUAGAGCUGACAAAAUUUUGAGAAAAGGAGAUAUCGAUGUCGUUUUAAGCAGCUUAGAAUUGUCGUUCGAUUCUGAUGAAGGAAGAUUUCCAGCAGUCCUGGGUGAAAAUGACCUUUCUACCCUUUUCGAAGUAAAAGAUCCCAACUUGGAUGAGGUUAAGCAAGCUUUUGAUGUGUUUGAUAGUAAUAAAGAUGGUUUUAUUAAUGGAACUGAGUUGCAAAAGGUUCUGUGUGCUCUGGGAUUAGAGGAAGGAUUAGAGAUGGAAAGUUGCAGUAGAAUGAUUGGGGUAUUUGACCAAAAUGGUGAUGGGAAGAUAGAUUUUGAUGAAUUUGUAAAAAUCAUGCAUUUAUGUUGA
Messenger RNA from Striga asiatica, 588 nucleotides. The record is from the annotation of a GenBank genome assembly. Lineage: Eukaryota; Viridiplantae; Streptophyta; Magnoliopsida; Lamiales; Orobanchaceae.